UGUGUCUUUUGAGAUUCUCAAAAUUUAAUUUCGUGGAUUAUCUGAACAUUCUUCCAAAUCAUAUCAUCCUAAUAUCGAGAAGUAAGUCACUGAAUAUAUAAAUUCGCAAUUUCUUCAGUUUGUUUUAUCCCAUGUAUAUAUCAUCUGUGAUUUACUCACAAAAAAGUCACGAAAGACGCAGUACACGAAUAUUCGCAAUUUGAUUUGAUGAUUGUAUUUAAGUUAGCCUUAAAAGAUGAAUAAUGAAUCCUAUAAAUUCUUGAAAGAAAUCGAUUGCAAACAAGGGGCUGUCAGAUCUGUGCGAUUUAGUGUUGACGGUUCUUACUGUGUAACGUGCGGAUCGGACAGAAAAUUAAAAUUAUGGAAUCCGUACAAAUCCGUUACAUUAAAAACGUAUGGUGGACAUGGUGACGAGGUUAUGGAUGCCUGUUCAUCCUGUGACAGCAGCCAAAUCGUGUCCUGUGGUUUGGAUAAAUCUGUAAUUCUCUGGGAUGUAGCAACUGGUACGCCUGUACGCCGUUUCAGAGGUCAUGCAGGUCCAGUUACAACAGUAAGAUUCAAUGAAGAAUCAUCGAUGAUAAUCUCUGGUUCUCGUGAUAACAGCGUUAGAUGUUGGGAUGCACGUUCCAAAGCGCAAGAAGCAGUACAGUCACUUAAUGAUGCCAAAGAUUCUAUUUCAAGUAUAAGAGUUUCAGAUCACGAAAUCUUGUCUGCUUCUUAUGAUGGCAAAGUACGUACUUACGAUAUACGUAUAGGAGAACUAUGUGCAGAUUAUAUGGGAGAUGCAAUUACAUGUGCCAGUUUUACCAGAGAUGGCCAAUGUUUAAUUGUCAGUUGUGCAGAUGAUUCAAUUAGAUUGAUUGAUAAAGAUUCGGGAGAACUACUUGGUGAAUUCAGAGGUCAUACUGGAAAAGAUCUUUGUCUGGAAUCGAGUGUAGAUUAUCAAGAUACAAAAAUUCUUUCGGGCUCGGCGGAUGGAAAGUUAUGGAUUUGGGAUCUUGUAUCUCAGAAAGUGAUUGCAAAACUCUCAGGAAUUAAACCAACUAAGUAUGCUACUGUAUCCAUAAGUGUUCAUCCACAGAAGAAUUGCUUUUUAGCCUCCAAUGGAUCUAAUGUUUUAAUGUGGAGUACCUCCUCUCAAACAGAUGAUGAAUAAUAUAUUUCUUUAUUUUUUCUUAAAAGAUUAAUCUUGGUAUUCUUUUUAUAAAUCAAAUUAUUAUUUAAUAUUACAAAAAGAAUUAAGCAGCGAAUAUUGUUAUUUACAUUAUAUAGUCUAAUAUACAUAUACAUCUGUACAAGAUCAAUUUUUAUAAUAUACAUUUUUAUAAAAACAAAUAUAUACUUUUAGAAAGUCAAAUAUUAAAGUUUACGAGAGGUAAACAAAUAAAAUUUCUAUUUGAUUAACAUGACAAAAAUUCCACGAUAUAACGCCUAAUGCAACAUGUAAGCGAGCGCAUGCGCAUUUUACGCGACUGUAAAAAAAUUUCAUGCUACGUAUCUGAUUUAUAAUUGUGCAUAUGAGUUGGGUUAAGCUGGGACGUCAGAGAGUGGGGAAUCUGCGCGCGCAGGUGGCGCGAUGUCGGUACGUCAAGAUUUGACCACUCGCCGCGCCGUGUGUCUCACUGGUCGACACAGUCUCGCCCGGAGAGCGAGAAAGAGAGAAGUUGAUGGCCGAUUGAACGCGACAGAGCGAAACGGCAGAGAGCGCGAAAGAAACCGGCUGAUUCACAGUAGUGGAUUGAAGAACGCGGAGUACGAACUUAUUUCGUGACAUUCUCUAUCGUCGGUAAAAAUCUAAAGUUAAAUAUAUUAAAACUUAUCGAAUACACACUACUGUCUUUAAUAAAGAAGUAAAAAAUAUAAAGAGAAAGUUCUCGCGCUUUGGGAGUUUUACGUUUUGAAGUAAGGAGCGGAGUGACACUAAAUUAUUAGCAAAAAUUGAAAAUAGAGAAAACUUUGAAGCAGAUUGCUUGAAGAUUUCCCUGAAGCCUCUGGACGCUUCGCAUGAUAAUCCACCACUGUCGAAUCGACAUAGGCGAGCAAGAAAGACAGGGAAAAGAGGGAGAAGGACAGAUAUAUCUCGUGAGACCCGCGAAGGUGGCUGCAUACGGGGCGGGCCGGUCAGUCUCGCCACUUUGCGGAAUAUUUUUCUUGCCGCGCAGUAACCGCAAAAAGGAGAGUGAGUGACAGAAAGAGCAAAGGCAAGCUUUGCCGGGAAAAUAUAAGGCGAACGAGGGAGAAAAAGAGCGAGUUUUUAAACUUUGCAGCUUCGCGAAUAUCUAUGUAACGAAGGCUACUUGACCGCGUGGUCUUGUGAGGUUCCAGC
This is a messenger RNA of Cataglyphis hispanica, 2326 nucleotides long. Its product is annotated as WD repeat domain-containing protein 83. The record is from RefSeq and is a predicted model, not a curated record. Gene Ontology annotation, biological process: mRNA splicing, via spliceosome. Gene Ontology annotation, cellular component: catalytic step 2 spliceosome. The transcript is spliced from 7 exons. Gene Ontology annotation, molecular function: protein binding. Lineage: Eukaryota; Metazoa; Arthropoda; Insecta; Hymenoptera; Formicidae. Bases 236 to 1156 code for a protein of 306 amino acids.